Gopherus flavomarginatus (Mexican gopher tortoise) is the source of this 3508-nucleotide messenger RNA. RefSeq names its product exocyst complex component 3 like 2 (gene EXOC3L2). The transcript has 12 exons. Gene Ontology annotation, molecular function: SNARE binding. The record is from RefSeq and is a predicted model, not a curated record. Lineage: Eukaryota; Metazoa; Chordata; Testudines; Testudinidae. Gene Ontology annotation, biological process: exocytosis; exocyst localization. Gene Ontology annotation, cellular component: exocyst. Bases 179 to 2719 code for a protein of 846 amino acids.
GAAGCCUCCUCCCUCCACCCUUCUUCCCAGGUCUGGGCUCUGCUCUAGGCCUCUGCGGAGCCAGGUGCUCAAGGCCACUGCGGAGCCUGCUGGCAGAGCAGGGCAAAGUCCUGUACUCAGGCCUGGCACGUGGGUGUCAAUCUGCUGGCUUCAGGACAGGUCCCGGGCAGAGGUGGUCAUGCCGGUCCUUAAGAACCCCUACAAAUUGAAGAUGGCCAAGGCCAACAGGGCACCGGGCAGCACCGGGGAGCUGAUCCUGGCCCAGGAGAGCAGCACCAACCCCUUUGAGGAGGAUUUGGAGGAGAACUUGGGAGACUCUGUCCUGGGGGACCAGAACCCCUUCCUGGAGGAGGCAGAGGAGGAGGGUGGUGGCUUUGAACGUGACCUCUUCAAUGGCAGCCUGGACCAGCGCCGGGUGACGCUAGAGAAGCUGGUGGGCCUGUCCCCCUUCCGGCUGGGCAAGGGCAAGAAGGGGGCAGGCAAAGAGAAGGCUCCUGCCGGGGACAGGGAGCCCGACCGGCGCUCCUUCCUGGGCCUCAGGGCCCUGGAGAAGAGGAAGGCGCGGCGCAGCUCCGAGGACUUCAGCCUCCUGCAGCUCUUGAAUGGGCGGCGCAGGGAGAGCCCGGGCGGGCCGGAGAGCUCCCCGGCCGAGCGCGAGGGUGUCCCCGAUGCCGGGAAGCGCAUGAGCUUCCUCAAGCUGGGCCUCGGGGGCCGGGUGCGCCGGGCCUCGCUGGUGGACAAGCCCAGCCCCCCCGAGGCCCCGGAGCCGGCACUCGCCGCCCAGGAGGUGGAGACCGUCGCCAAGACCCAGGAGCCUCUGUCAGUGCUGGAGAUCCUGAACCUGAUCCAGCAGCGGGACCUGCUGGCGGCGGACAAGCACAUCAUCGAGCUGGAGGCAGAGUGCGGGCGGGAGGGCCCCCCGAGCGGCGAGGCUGGGGCUGGCAGCCGCAAGGCCAAGGACGUGGCGCUGCUGUACGAGGCCCUGCUGCAGCAGCUGUGGGCUGUGCUGGCCGAGGCCCUGGCAGCCCGAGGCACCUACCCAUCCCUGGAGCUGGUGGUGCGGGUGAUCGAGCAGGAGGAGGCCGCGGACCGGCGGUGGCUGGAGGUGCAGGAGGGCGGCACGGGGCCCCGGCCCCGGGCCAUGCGCCGCAGAUGGGCCGAGGAAGUGAAGCGGGCGGUGGCCGAGCGGCUGGGCCAGUGCGCGGAGGACAGUGGUGGCCCCCUGGCGGGGCACGUGGAGCGCCUGACCCGCUGCCUGGUGGAGGACCUGAGCGCCGUCAGGAGCCACCUGCUGCCGGCGUAUCCCCCCGAGUACCAGGCCCUGGACGUCUACGCCCGCAGCUACCAUGAGGGGCUGGCGCAGCUGCUGGGCAGCAUCGCCCAGAGGAGCCUGUCCAUCGCCGAGCUCUACUUCCUCCUGGACUGGCACAGCAACACCUACCCCAGGGAGGUGCUGGGACGGCUGGACAUCGCCCCGCUGCUCAGCGCCCACGAGCUAGAGCCCCUGCUGCCCCCCGAUACCCAGCACCGCUUGGAGGAGGCCUGCGCUGCGGCAGUGAAGACCAAGAUCAUGGCAGACAUGAGCCGGGAGCUGCGGGAGGAGGAGCAGCGCUGGGCACAGGAGCCGGGAUGGGACCACAGCCAGCUGGAGCUGUCCAGCCGGGUGAUCUCUGUGCUGAAGGCCCAUGUGGACAAAGCCCCCCAGAUCACGCCGGAGUUUGGGGAGCAGAUAGUGCUCUGCUGUCUGACCAGUCUGGCCGAGUUCCUGCAGAGCUUUCAGAGCAAGGUGGAGCAGUACCACGAGGGGCUCGGCAAGAGUGGCCCCCCCUCCGACAGCUAUGUGGCCAGGACCAUCGCGCUCGUCAACUGCUGCCCCCCCUUCAGGAAAUACAUGGAGCAGCUGGUGCAGUUUGGUCACCCGGAGAGUGAUACCCCCCAGCGCCAGGCCAGCACCGCCUUGGACAAGGUGACCCGGCUCUGCAACCGUGUCCUGGCCCAGCAGCUCUUCGAGGAGCUCCGGCCCUACUUCCCCAAGCUAAUGAAGAGGAAGUGGCUGACCAGCUCGGAGAGCUUCGACGCCAUCAUUGCGCUGCUCACGGACUACGCCCAGAAGCUGCAGAAGAUGCAGCCGGAGCCGUACGAGGUGCUGGUGAAUGAGGUGCACCGACAGGUACUGGUCGAGUACGUCCGGCCCCUGCUGCAGGUCCGGCUCGUCUGCAGCUCAAACAAGAUGAGAGGCAAGGUGGCGGCCCGGCUGGAGGAUGAAGGCCGCCAGCUGCAGGAGCUCUUCAUCCAGCUGAACUCGACCUCGUCCUGGCUAAACGAAGUGGUGCCUCACCUGGCCGAGAUCCUGCGGCUGGAGGACACGCCCUCCAUCCAGAUGGAGGUGGGAGUGCUGGUGCGGGACUUCCCUGACGUCCGGAAGAAGCAUGUGGCAGCCCUGCUGGACGUGCGGGGCCUGCGGGGCCAGGCGCAGCGCCAGGAGAUCUUGGCUGUGGUGAAGGACCUGGAGCUGAGUGAGGGCAAGGUUCCAGUGUGUCGGGAGCGGGCCUUCUUCUCGGAGAUCCCCGCCGCCCGUGAGGUGCAUUGCUUCAGUAGGGUCCUGCCACGCCUGCCGCCCAUGCACCUCGCCUGCCUGGGCUGGCUGCACUGGGGGUGCCUGGGCCCCCCGCCUGACACAUGCCAGCCCCAGCCCAGCGAGCACGAGGCGGAGACCUAGGUGUGAGCCAAGCCCCUCCGGGACCCAGCCCCUGAGCCGCCCCAGGCCAGGCGCCUUGUGCCAGUGGGCAGCUCCCUGUAUCCUGCUGGCCUGGGGCCAUGCCACCCAGACUGCACCCAAAGACCCGGUGCCGGCAGCCAGGUGGGUGAGGCUGGGACACAGGCAUCCAGCCCUGCUGCCUGUGAGCCCCCCUCAGGCCCCAGUGCUUCGGUCCUGAACUCACACUGGUGCCCAGUGCUGCCCCUAAGCAGAGGGGUUUCGGAUGUUCAUUUAUGGCAGCCCGCCCCAGAGAUGCACCUGGGCCCUUUGCGUGGGGCUGCAGCUGCUGGGGCAAGGCCAGGCCUGUGGGUGGGACAUGCUGGGGGGGAUAUUUGACCCUUUGUGCCCACUGGCCAUGCCACCUUCCCCUGGGGCUGGCAGCCCUGCUGCCCUGCUCCCUUCCGGCUGCCCCAUCUCCCAGGGCCCACCAGUGGGGUAAUGCCAUACCCCCAGGGCCCCUCCUGGCUGUGACCUGCCAGCCCCCCAGAGGAUCUAGCCACCACUGACCCCCUGAGCGCUGGGCAGAAGCUGCAACUGGGUCUGUGCCAGAGCCCUGGGUGCUGGAGCCAGGUGUGGUGCCCGCCCCCACGUCCCCACAGCAUAGGCCCAGGGCAGGAAGGAACUCAUUUCACCCUGGGGGGGCCCUCUGCACAGCCCCUCUCGCCAUGCUGCCCGGGGUGGGGGGCGUGUCUGGCUCGCCUAGGGCUCUAGUUGAGUCUGUAACUGUAUGAUAAGGAAUAAAACUUAAUU